GUUUCAAAAACUUCAGUCUUCAACCGCCCACUUACGCUUUUUUCUAAACCCUAUAAAUACAACAUUCAUUGCCUAUCUCUUCAUUCGUAACCCACCAUCAUAACUUUUACAUUCCCACUUAUCCUAUCAUCUCCUCUCCUAUUAAUCACUUUCGUUUUUAAAAUGGAAUUCAAAAAUGAAUACCAACAACAAAUCCCACAAUCGAAAUAUGAAUGUCUUCUCUUCGAUGUUGAUGAUACUCUUUAUCCUCUAAGCUCUGGAUUAUCAGCAGAGUGCACCAAAAACAUCAGAGAGUAUAUGGUGAAAAAACUUGACAUAGAGGAAACCAAAGUUCCAGAAAUGUGUGCUCAACUCUAUAAGGAUUAUGGGACAACAAUGGCUGGUCUUCGGGCUCUUGGGUAUGAUUUUGACCAUGAUGACUACCAUAGUUUUGUCCAUGGGAGAUUGCCCUAUGAAUAUCUGAAACCCGACCCGGUUCUAAAAGCUCUUUUACACAGCUUGCCCAUUAGAAAAGUGAUUUUCUCAAAUGCAAAUGAAGCCCACGUGGCAGAAGUUCUUCACCGACUUGGAUUGGAAGAUUGCUUUGAUGAUGUCAUAUGUUUCGAGUCUCUAAACCCUAAAACCCAAAUCACCAAUUCUAAAUCCCCUAAAAGCUCUGUUACUGGAUAUGAUGAUGUCAGCAAACAUGCUGUUGUACUUCCAGAAAGUCCCAUUAUCUGUAAACCCUUUGAAAACGCUUUCCAACAAGCUUUCAAAAUGGCCAAAAUUGCCCCUCUGAAAACCUUGUUCUUCGAUGACAGUAUACGUAAUAUACAGACUGCAAAACUUACAGGACUUAAUACUGUGUUGGUUGGAUUUUCACAGAAGAAGAAAGGGGUGGAUUAUGCUUUAGAGAGCAUUCAUAACAUCAAAGAAGCACUGCCGGAGUUAUGGGAAUCGGUCAAAAAGUCAAAAGGUGGUCGCUAUUCUCGAAAGAUUGGAAUUGAGACUCAUGUGAAAGCUUAGAUUUACAAUUGUGUUCUAGAUCUAACAUCAUGGUUCUAAUUAAAUCUUCAUUUGUAAUUGUGCAUUUUAAUGAUGGGAGUCUGAUAUUUACGUAUUUGAUACACUUAUUGUGUAAACGAUGGUGUAUAUUAUUAUUAU
Molecule: messenger RNA, 1143 nt
Organism: Lactuca virosa
Lineage: Eukaryota; Viridiplantae; Streptophyta; Magnoliopsida; Asterales; Asteraceae
Source: the annotation of a GenBank genome assembly